UCGACUUCUGUUAAUUCACCAGGCCGACAUCCAGCAUCUUUCACAGCAUCGCUUUUGCAUUGAUUCUACUGCAUUUUAAUCUCGCGCGCUUGCUUUCGUCCCAUUGCUCUGCAUUUCUGCUGGGAGUUCGUUCCUUUUGGAUCCCGUUGCGACCUCGUCUUGCCUUCAAUUCCGAUAUCGAGCUCUGCGAACAGCAAUUGCAACAUGUUUACCUCAAUUUUUGGAGCUGUAUUGGCAGCGUGCUUUGCUCGCACUACCCUCGCCAUCCCCACCAUCUCCGUCAAAGGUGCGAAGUUCUUCGCUGACGGCGAGCAAUUCUUCCUCAAAGGUGUUGCGUAUCAAGGCACUCCAGCUGAUCCUCUCAUCAACACCGUCCAAUGUCAACUCGAUGCCAAGUCCAUGGAAGUAAUUGGAACAAACUCGAUCCGUAUAUACCAUGUCGACCCAUAUUCCGACCACGAUGGAUGCAUGAAAGCUUUCUCCGACGCAGGAAUCUACGUCUGGCUUGAUUUGGAUACCUUCAAUACCACGGUCGUGCAAACCAACCCUACAUGGACGGAAGACCAAUUCCUCGCUUUCACCGAAGUCAUGGACGUCUUCCAGAGGUACGAUAAUUUGGGGGGAUUUUGGAUCGGAAAUGAGGUCAUCAACACUGCCGGUGGCUCUCUUGCUGCACCGUAUGUCAAGGCUGCUACAACAGACAUGAAGACAUAUAUGGCCGCCAAGAAGUACCGACAAAUCCCAAUCGGAUACUCAGCCGCUGAUAUCGCCGAAUUGCGACCCAUGCUGCAGAAUUACCUCUCCUGUGGCUCUAAACCCGAUCAAAUUAUCGACUUCUUCGGCCUCAAUUCCUACGAAUGGUGUGGCACUGCGACAUACGAGUCUUCCGGAUACAGCAAUCUCCAAGCCAUGUCGGCAGGCUACAACAUCCCCAUCUUCUUCUCCGAAACCGGCUGCAAUGUUGGAGGUGAACGAACCUUCGAUGAUCAAGCCGCCAUUUUCGGCGAUAAGAUGGUUGGUACGUGGUCAGGAAGCAUUAUCUACGAGUGGGUUCAAGAGGUCAACGAUUACGGUCUCGUCGACUACCCCAAUGGACAGAUCUACAACGGUGCUCCAACUCCAAUCCAGCCCGACUACGACAACCUCUCCAAACAAUGGAAGACCAUCACUCCAUCCGGCGUCGCGCUGGCAACCUACAAGCCAAGCAACAGCCCACCAGCUUGUCCAUCCGCCACCUUGGGAUGGCAACUCGACGGCGACGUCCCGCUCCCAACACUCGCCCCCAGCAUCAUUUCCGCAGUAGCUGCGUCCAUCAAGCCAAUAGCCACUCACCACCCAACAACCAGCUCGGCAAACUCUGCGGUCCCUACAGCUUCGACUUCGAACCUUUCAGCAUCCGACUCCUCAACUAACACUCCCGCAGGCUCAAACUCCGGCACAGGCGUCACCCAAGGCGCAGGCCCCUCGUCCACCGCCACCUCCUCGUCCCCCUCGCCAAGCGCCUCGAAAUCCGCAGCCAGCGCCCUGAAACCACAACCCAACUCGCUGUACAAGGUCUGGACCGCGUUCGUGACCUCCAGCGGCCACGGCGGCAUCGUCGGCCUCGCCAUCGUCACCGUCCUGCUCGGCACCGCGUUGGCGGUUUUUUUAUAAUCCUGAAGCGGAGCGUGGUGAAUUGGUGGCGCGGGUGGGGAGCCGGGAAGUCUGGCUGGGGCUGGUCGGGUGGAGCUGGAGCUGG
Molecule: messenger RNA, 1738 nt
Organism: Hyaloscypha bicolor E
Lineage: Eukaryota; Fungi; Ascomycota; Leotiomycetes; Helotiales; Hyaloscyphaceae
Product: glycoside hydrolase family 72 protein
Exons: 3
Coding region: 205-1653 (482 amino acids)
Biological process (GO): fungal-type cell wall (1->3)-beta-D-glucan biosynthetic process
Cellular component (GO): fungal-type cell wall; cytoplasm
Molecular function (GO): 1,3-beta-glucanosyltransferase activity
Source: RefSeq, a predicted model, not a curated record